ACCAUUCAAACCCAAAAACCGUCGGCCCAUCACACUCCCACCAAACUCAAGGCAGCUACUAUCCAGUCUAAAACAGCGCCCACCCCCUCAAAAUGCAAACAUAUUCCACCAGUUAUAAAGAUCCACCUAAUUGGGGAGGUCAAAUCGGGCUUCCACUUAUGUGCCAUUCUACGUCGGUACUUGUUUGGUAGCUUCUGAGUCUGAAAAUCAGUGGCCUCGUAAAAAAAUUUAAGCAAUGGCAUCAUUCAAAUGCCCAGUUGGGAAAAGCUCUGCAUUUGAUUCUUUGCACAAUAGUAUCGAUCAGCGCAAGACAACAUGUGGGCAUUUGGGAUCCAUUUCGAAGGUUGAUAUCACACGAAGCUCCUCAAGACAUUGGCAUCCUAGUGCUCACAGGAUAUCUUUCAGGUCAUCUGAAAAAAAAGGGACUCAUCAUUCGUUCAGCAUUAGAGCCAUGGCUGAAUCAGAUAGUGUAAAUGGCGUACCACAAAUUGAUAUCUCAAUAAAUCCAAGGGUGGCAUCUCUUAAACCAUCAAAAACAAUGGCAAUAUCAGAUCAUGCAACUGCACUUGUGCAAGCCGGAGUUCCUAUUAUCAGACUAGCAGCUGGUGAACCUGAUUUUAAUACACCAGACAUAAUAUCUGAGGCAGGUAUUAAGGCAAUUCAGGAAGGCUAUACUCGAUAUACUCCUAAUGCAGGAACCAUGGAGAUUCGAACUGCUAUUUGUAACAAGUUAAAAGAGGAAAAUGGCCUCUCAUACACCCCUGACCAGAUUGUUGUCAGUAAUGGAGCAAAACAAUGUAUCAUGCAAGCUGUUUUAGCAGUUUGUUCUCCGGGUGAUGAGGUUAUCAUCCCAGCUCCAUUUUGGGUGAGCUAUCCCGAAAUGGCUCGAUUAGCAGAUGCAACUCCAGUUAUAAUACCAACAUCAUUAUCAGAUGAUUUCCUGCUGAAUCCAGAGGUUUUGUCUUCAAAACUGAAUGAAAGGUCAAGGUUAUUGAUUUUAUGUAGCCCUUCCAAUCCUACCGGAUCUGUUUAUCGUCGAGAAGUGCUUGAAGAAAUAGCGAAAAUUGUUGCAAAGCAUCCUAGGCUGCUCGUUUUAUCAGAUGAGAUCUAUGAGCACAUUAUAUAUCAACCAGCAAAACACACAAGCUUUGCUUCUUUGCCAGGCAUGUGGGAACGAACAUUAACUGUCAAUGGAUUCUCUAAGGCUUUUGCAAUGACUGGUUGGCGACUGGGGUACUUGGCUGGACCAAAGCAUUUUGUUACAGCUUGCGGCAGAAUCCAGAGCCAGUCCACAUCAGGGGCUAGCAGUAUCUCGCAGAAGGCAGGAGUCGCUGCUUUAGGUUUGGGAUAUGCUGGUGGUGAAGUAGUUUCUACCAUGGUCAAAGCAUUCAAGGAGCGAAGGGACUUUUUAGUUAAAAGAUUGCAAGCACUGGAGGGUGUGAAGUUAUCAGUGCCUCAGGGUGCCUUUUAUUUAUUUCCCGAUUUUAGUUCAUACUAUGGAACUGAAGUGGAAGGCUUUGGUAUUAUUGAGGGCUCCGAAGCUCUCUGCCGUUUUUUCCUUGAGAAGGCACAGGUCGCCGUUGUCCCAGGAGAUGCCUUCGGAGAAAAUAAGUGCAUUCGUAUCUCAUAUGCAGCAUCUCUUGACACACUUAAAGCAGCCAUAGACAAUAUCGAGAAGUCUCUUACUCUUUUGCAGCCUGCUGCUCCAGCUAAGCAUAGCUAACUACUAUGUAUUAGUUGGUGAAUUUGAUGAACAACUGUGUUUUACACACUUGGAAUUGUUAUGUUCUGCUUGCUUAAUACUGGAUAGAAAAAUGUCAGGGAAGGAGUUUAUCGAAGUUGAGUUGAAUUUUUUAUCUUUCCACUGGUAUCAAAAACUUUGUUUCUUGGUGCGCAUUUUAUCAUAAUGAUAGAACAAGCAAGUUUUCAGAUUUA
Messenger RNA from Cryptomeria japonica (Japanese cedar), 1935 nucleotides. Its product is annotated as aspartate aminotransferase. The coding region runs from base 236 to 1723 and encodes 495 amino acids. Gene Ontology annotation, molecular function: pyridoxal phosphate binding; catalytic activity. NCBI's taxonomy places the organism in Eukaryota, Viridiplantae, Streptophyta, Pinopsida, Cupressales, Cupressaceae. Gene Ontology annotation, biological process: biosynthetic process. The record is from RefSeq and is a predicted model, not a curated record. The transcript has 10 exons.